Photinus pyralis (common eastern firefly) is the source of this 994-nucleotide messenger RNA. Its product is annotated as transcription factor SKN7-like. The transcript is spliced from 2 exons. The record is from RefSeq and is a predicted model, not a curated record. NCBI's taxonomy places the organism in Eukaryota, Metazoa, Arthropoda, Insecta, Coleoptera, Lampyridae. The coding region runs from base 80 to 694 and encodes 204 amino acids.
AUUCGUUUUAGGUGAGGCAGAAUAUAAAAGUGAAUACUUAUAAUUAUGACAGAAGUUUUUCCGUCGUGCUCUGAUUAAGAUGAAGUGGUUCUACCUCUUCGUGGCUAUACUGCUAAAUGUGAAUGCAGAAAAUGAAAAUAAAGUUGUAAAACGUAGUUUAGUUCAUUUGCUAAACGGGCCUGCCAUAAUUUCUCAUCAGUUACCACAGUUUCACCACUGGUUACAGAAUGACAUCGCACCCUCCUACUUUGUAUCGCCGUUUUAUGGACUAUCACUUGUUCAUCACCGCCCAGAAAUUUUUGGUGAGAAUCUGUACACCCCCGAUUGCACACUACCAGUCGCAUAUCCUGCUAACUUGAGGAUUACUCCAUCAGUACCACAGGCAGUUGCCCCAAAGCCGCAGGCAGUUGCCCCAAACUUGCAGACGCAGAAUUCAUUUACGUACAAUGCAGCUCAAAGCAGACCUUCAUCACCACCACAACAACCAUUACUGUCUCCACCACCGAUACCAGCGCCGCUUCCACCACCUUCACGAAUAGGGCGCUUGGGCUCAGGGUCCUUAGGAUACGUGCACUUAGGAAAUGGAUUGUUCGCACUAGGGUCAGGCUCCCUUGGUUACACGCCUCCAGCAUCGACGCCUACACAACCCAGAUUUAAUUAUGGAAAUUUGCGACCAAAAACUGCACAAUUCUGAUCUUAAUCGUAUUAGUCGGGAUUGGUUGACUCAGCAGAUUUGCAUAGAAAGACAUGCAACCGUUAUGCAAAUAAGGAGCAGUUGACAUCAUAAAAGAGAAAUUUCGUACGAGAAAGCGUUAUUAUUAAAAUAAUUUUUGUUUUAUUAAGUGUUGCAACUCAUCCGAAUUCCUGUAUGAAUUCGUGAUGUCAUGUGAUAGACUACCAAACGAUCGUAGAACAUUGUUCGGUUGUAGAAUUGCCAACAUUAUUUAUUUUACCGUUUAGUUAACUGGAAUGCAUACUCAACAAUUUGAACACA